CCGGAAAGAAAUACUGUUUCUACAUCACUUAAAAUUACCCUUCAUUAUGAAAUUAGGAUUAGAUAAAGAACUACUAAAUAGUUGUUACGUCAUCAUUUAUGACUCUAGAAAAACUAAAUAUGAUCAUAGAAUGAAUUAUGAAGUGUAACAGUUAUUAGAUUAUUUUAAUACAUAAGUUCAAUCAUUUACAUUGCCAAGUAUAGUGGAUCUUUGGUAAAACAAUUAUUCAUGAAUAUUAUUCUAAUACGACUUUCAAUACAAGGAAGCAUUCAUAUAACAAUAAUUAAUCAAUCAUGUAUAAAACAGGAAAAGCUUUCUAUCUAAUAAAGGAUGUACACUAGGUUUGAGUCUCACGAUGAAGAUACAGAUAUAUCAAGUUAAUAAAUCAUAAAGAAGACAAAAUAUAUAACGGGAGUUUCAGUGCUAGUGAUUACCUAAGAAAUUUAGUUAACUUCUAAAUAUGUAAAUAAUAAUACAUUUAAAUUCACUUGGUAUUGUUUGGCUUGUAUCUUCCCAUUGGUGUUUAAGACUGCAAUUGAUCAGUCUGUUAUCGGCAUACGUGCAUACUGUGCGUAUGCCUCGAUAUUGGCUUAAUUCACAAGCUUUUUGUAAGCAAUGAUAGAUAGUGGCUAGCAGUGGAAUCCAGGACGAGCGUUUCGUCCUAUUUGGGACUUGUCAGCUUGAUGUACCUGCAUCUCAGAGUUCAUGUUCACUCUGGGACUCGAACCCAGUACCGUUCGCUUCAAGCGCCAUCGCGUUAUCCACUCAGCUACUGAUUCCUGAUAGCCGCUUGCUUGUGCGAUGGCGUGAAUUUAAAUUCUUUUGGUAUUAUUUGGCUUGUAUCUUCCCAUUGAGGUUUAAGACUGCAAUCGAUAUAUUGUGGUGUGGGUUACUUAUAUCCACAUAAGUAGUAUAUAACGAUAGUCAAGAAUAGAAUGUAUUUCGGUAGAAGAUUGAUAAUACAUUUAUUAAACAUACUAAGAUUUCAAUCAGAGACGGUUUACAUCACAAAACAUUAUUAGUUAAACAAUCAAUAAAAACCAGAAAUCAAAGAAACCAUUGUUUCUCUCUAGUCCAAGACAUCUUAGCAUUCACAAUUGACUGAUCACUGGGUGGCGAUCAAUGUCAUGUGUGUCUAGUCCUUAUUAGUGCAGAUCGAGUGCUAUCGACCAAGUUGCAAUGUGGCCACUAGUCUAGGUGACUCGAUAUUGCGUGCACUAUGUUGAGAUAGAUGGUGGUUGGAGGUAGUCAACAGGAAACCCUGGGUCCGAGUUUCGUACUACUUGGUACUCGUCAGCAAGGUGUACCUGUAAUAUUGAGGAAAAUGGUGCUCACUGACGGAUUCGAUCCCGUGUCACCCAGCUUCACAGCACAUCAGAGAGCACCAGUUCUCUCAAUAUUACAGGUAAACCUUGCUGACGGGUGCCAAGUAGCACGAAACCUGGGUCCAGGGUUUACUGUUGACUACGUCCAACCACCAUCUAACAUCUUAGCAUUAAAUAUUCACAUCCUCAUUGUUGAUGAAACUUCGGGACCUUCAGGUCUUACUGGUGAACUCUUAACUUCUAACCUCAUUAAUACAAACCCUCUAAAAAAAAAUAUUAAUAUAUACAGGAAAAAUUUAACCUCUCUAUUGAAUAUUUCACUUUUGAAAUUUGAUCUAUAGUAAAAUUAUUAGUAAUUAAGUUCAAAUUUUCAGUUUCCCUUUUCGUAAUCACCAUUAUCAUCCUCAUCAUCAUCAUUGACCACAUGUAACAUUAUAUAUUUGAUGACCUGAGAAGCAUAUAAACAUAUCUACACAAAACUUACAUGUAAGAAACAUGAAUAAACAUACAUACAUUUAAGUAAUCAUCGGUUUACAGUUAUUGUUCAUUAUCAAAUUUCUUUUUGUUGUUGUUGUUUUGUUUAUUAUUAUUCUAGUCUAUUUCUAAUGAAAAUUUAAUAUAAG
Molecule: messenger RNA, 1948 nt
Organism: Schistosoma haematobium
Lineage: Eukaryota; Metazoa; Platyhelminthes; Trematoda; Strigeidida; Schistosomatidae
Exons: 1
Coding region: 1232-1666 (144 amino acids)
Source: RefSeq, a predicted model, not a curated record